GGUCACAUCCUGUCGAUCUGAGGAAGUCACAAAGGCAGACUCAUCAGUUGAAACACUGCAGUUAAGUCUUUAGAGUUGGACGUUAAACACAUUAGCUGGGAUUAAAAAAAGGAGAAAAAAAAAUUAAACAAGAUCUAAACAGAAAGUAAGGCAAUGCUUCAAAGGGCAGCUUCAAAUGUCUCAGACAAACCUAAAAACCUCAAGCCAAAGCGAUCCACCAGUUUCGGAAAGUUUGACAGCUUCAGACAUCACCACUCACCGACCAGGCUUGAGGAAAAUGGAACAACUGUGGCAGAGGGUGAGUCAGGGACAGAGAACAGUGACAAGCACAGUGGCUUGGGGAAGAAGAUGAAGGCCAUCUCCCUGACUAUGCGCAUAAGGAUGGGCAAAAAACAGGGCAAAUCCUUCUCCGAAGACAUGGGUGAUGACACAGACAGAGAAGCAGAGGGGGAAGCAGACGGCAGCUCUCCGGCAGCCAAAGCCUCGCACAGAACCAGCAACUCAUUAGAAAGCCUCCACAGUGGACAGAGCUCUUCCAGUGGAGUGACCAGCAGUUCAGACGUGUCCAGUAACAGAGACAGCCUGAGGCUGGAGGAGGAGGUGCCAUUCACAGGCCAGUUCUGUGGGCGAGCCAGAGUGCAUACAGACUUUGUGCCGAGUCCAUAUGACACAGACUCCCUCAAACUCAAGGUUGGGGACAUUAUCAACAUCAUUAGCAAACCCCCCAUGGGAAUAUGGACCGGGAUGCUGAACAAUAAAGUUGGAAAUUUCAAGUUUAUCUAUGUGGAUGUACUAGCUGAGAAAGGCUCCGAGGAGGCUCCAAAGAUUAGGCCUCAGAGACUGUCAAAGAGACCCCGACCCAAGACUCUGCUGGAGUUACUGGAGAGGCUGCAUUUGGAGGAAUACGCUUCCACGCUGCUCCUGAAUGGCUACCAGACGGUGGACGACCUAAAGCACUUGCAAGAGAAGCAUUUGAUUGAACUGAAUGUGUCUGAUCCGGAGCACAGGCGCAAGCUACUGGCUGCUUCAGAAGUCAUCUACGACAUGACCAGAGACGACCUGGUGGAGAUGAAGGGCGAAGAGGAGGACGAGGAGGGUAACGACUGUCCUAGAGACUCAGGUUGCUUCAUCCCAGCAGAGUGCGCAGACACUGGCAGAGAGGACACAGAAAAUCACUCGCCCGCUGUCUAACAUCUGCUUCCUGUGAAACAUGUCGCAAUGAGUAUUGAGCAACACAGACCUACUUAGUCUGCAAAGCUCAAUUAGCCAAUAUCAGCAAAUGUUUAUUAUUAUCAAUAGCACCUAGUUGUAUGCAUAGAACUAUAAAUCUAUAGUUCAUAAUUUCAGGAUAUCUGCUGUCUUACAUAUUUAUACUUCUUUCUUCCAUUCUGUGGAACGAUGUGUUGUGUUUUACUACAUUCCUACUGUGUGUAUAUAAAUGCCUCCUUAUCUAAGAUUUAAUAAAUUAUUUAUGUA
Molecule: messenger RNA, 1476 nt
Organism: Colossoma macropomum (tambaqui)
Lineage: Eukaryota; Metazoa; Chordata; Actinopteri; Characiformes; Serrasalmidae
Gene: samsn1a
Product: SAM domain, SH3 domain and nuclear localisation signals 1a
Exons: 8
Coding region: 154-1191 (345 amino acids)
Molecular function (GO): protein binding
Source: RefSeq, a predicted model, not a curated record